This is a messenger RNA of Protopolystoma xenopodis, 402 nucleotides long. Lineage: Eukaryota; Metazoa; Platyhelminthes; Monogenea; Polystomatidea; Polystomatidae. The record is from the annotation of a GenBank genome assembly.
AUGCGUCCAGCCGAACAAGGGCCAAAGUGCUGCAGCCCAGUGGCACACAUGCGGGCCGUAAGCCGAGGGACCACGGCCCAAGGCUCAGGGCCAAAGGCCCAGCGCCGGGAUCCGAGCGAGUUGCACGCUCGUCCCUUCAAGGCCACUGCAUCGAUCGGGUCAUGGAGUGAAUGGACAACUGUCUCUCUGUCCACUCAUUCUUUCGCUCGGCCGACCUACUCUACCCCGCCUCGCUCUACGUUCUGCCAGCCUGCCCUACUCUACCCUAUCCUGCCUAGACCGGCCCGGCCCGGCCCGGCCUGGACCGGACUUGCCCUCAAGCCCGAAAGACCAGAGUCAGCACUAACCGGCACUGGCUCAAAUGGGCCUCUAGGACUGGUGGACAGGCGUGCUGGCAACUGA